Molecule: messenger RNA, 1410 nt
Organism: Bombina bombina (fire-bellied toad)
Lineage: Eukaryota; Metazoa; Chordata; Amphibia; Anura; Bombinatoridae
Gene: INSM2
Product: INSM transcriptional repressor 2
Exons: 1
Coding region: 1-1410 (469 amino acids)
Biological process (GO): regulation of cell cycle process; negative regulation of transcription by RNA polymerase II; neuron differentiation
Cellular component (GO): transcription repressor complex; nucleus
Molecular function (GO): RNA polymerase II cis-regulatory region sequence-specific DNA binding; DNA-binding transcription repressor activity, RNA polymerase II-specific
Source: RefSeq, a predicted model, not a curated record
AUGCCGAGGGGAUUCUUGGUAAAGAGGAACAGAAAGAACUGCGGGUCUUAUCGGAUCCCUGGUGAUGAAACUGGACCUCCCAACGCACUGCCUUUUCCAUCAGUUUUGGAUGUCAUUACCCCUUAUUGCACAUCUUCUUCACCUACGAAUUUUGAAUUUGUGACAGGAUCUGCUGAAAAGGAUCAAACUCAACAAACAGCAGAUAUCCAUGAAGGGCUAUCCCAAGCAACCUCUGAUAAAGGGAUAGUCAAGGCUACUGUCAGGCUAGAGGAGACUGAACACUGGAAUCAACUUCCAUUCAAUCCAGUUAAACCGGUAGUUUUAGACACAAAUACGACUUUCUUUAAAAAGUUGUUGAACUCCCCAACUAACGUGGAGUCAUUCCAGUUAGCCCCUUCCUUUGCUUCCAUGGAGAAACUUCUGAUUCAGCAUAACCCAUUCAUCACACCAGAAGCAAAAGUACAUGCAAGUGUAUCUACUAAAGAAGCAACCCGGCCCUACAAACUCUCCUCUAAGAAAAACAAAGUCUCAAGAAAAUUAAAUUUCGCAGAUGAAGUCACUACUUCCCCCGUGCUUGGACUGAAAAUCAAAGCUGAAGAGCCAGAUCGGAAAUCUCGUAGCCCCCAGGUCAAGCGCCCGCCUCUUGGGGAAUUCAUCUGUCAGCUUUGUAAAGAGCAGUACCCAGAUCCCUUUGCUUUGGCCCAGCAUAAGUGCUCCAGGAUUGUGCGAGUUGAAUAUCGCUGCCCUGAAUGUGAUAAGAUUUUCAGCUGCCCUGCUAACUUAGCCUCACAUAGGAGGUGGCACAAGCCUAGGACACUGAACAGUGACGGACAAGGAGGAAAAAAGAUACAGAUACCACCAGAAGGGAAAGAAAAUAGCAGCGGCCGGAACGCUUUGCUGCCUCUUCAGGACCAACAGAGUGCACGAAUUCAGCACCUGCAGGCUGUGGACAGCUCCCCGUUGAUUUUUACAGAUCAGCACCACCGUCCUGGGAACAGCUCCUUUCCAAGCAGAGAGGAGGCUCAUACACCUGCUCUUCCUCUGUCUGAUGACGAUGAAGCCUUUGACUGCCUAUACUGCAAUAAGAGGUUCCGCAGACAUGCUUACUUACGCAAACACCUGCUCACACAUCAGCCCUUCAGCCCACUGGAGCGGGGGCAGCUCUCCUUUCCGUGUACUUUCCCCACUGUUGACAUCAGAGACAAGCACAGAUUGUGGCAUGCAGUGAGAGAUGAACUUCUGAUCCCUUUAGGUCAGGAAGAAGCAAUGCUGGCUGAAGGAGGGCAGCAGCUAUUUCCAUGUGAACUGUGUCCUACGGCGUUCUUCAGCUCACCCGGACUUACAAUGCACAAAAACAAGUGUCAUUCUCCUGAAAGCAGGCAGAAUAUCCCUAAACAAAUCCCACUUUGA